UCAAUCGUUAUUCAUUGGCACAUUGAUACGUGAGAUCACGAGAUUAUCAAAUGUUAAAUAAAAUGAUACGUAAGGGUGCAUGCCAAAUAGUCAGUUCGAUUCAUUCAAGUCCUCUUGCAGAGGUGCACGAUGUUCCAAUGAACAUAAUUAUCAGACCUUUUCCUGCCGAUGUGAACGAGGAAAAGGUCGAAAGUUUAAUGAAUGCGUUGAAAAACGUUGAAACUGAGGACACAGUACCGCCCAUCGACGUUUUAUGGAUCAAAGGAAGCGAAGGUGGCGACUAUUAUUACUCUUUCGGUGGUUGUCAUCGUUAUACUGCCCACCAACGAUUAGGUAAAGCAUCUAUUAAAGCCAAAAUAAUUCAAUCAACUUUAACAGAUUUACGAUGUUAUCUGGGAAAUUCUACUCCAGACUUGAAGUGAAUUGCAUGUAUAUGUGUAUAUACAUAUUUUUUUUACUGUUAUAUA
This is a messenger RNA of Atta colombica, 467 nucleotides long. Its product is annotated as sulfiredoxin-1. Gene Ontology annotation, biological process: cellular response to oxidative stress. NCBI's taxonomy places the organism in Eukaryota, Metazoa, Arthropoda, Insecta, Hymenoptera, Formicidae. Gene Ontology annotation, molecular function: sulfiredoxin activity. Bases 51 to 422 code for a protein of 123 amino acids. The transcript has 2 exons. Gene Ontology annotation, cellular component: cytoplasm. The record is from RefSeq and is a predicted model, not a curated record.